Molecule: messenger RNA, 759 nt
Organism: Entamoeba invadens IP1
Lineage: Eukaryota; Evosea; Mastigamoebida; Endamoebidae
Product: protein YIF1A, putative
Exons: 2
Coding region: 1-759 (252 amino acids)
Biological process (GO): endoplasmic reticulum to Golgi vesicle-mediated transport
Cellular component (GO): endoplasmic reticulum-Golgi intermediate compartment; Golgi membrane; COPII-coated ER to Golgi transport vesicle
Source: RefSeq, a predicted model, not a curated record
AUGACUUCGCCACAGCCUCCUCCUUCAAGCGCUGAUGCCUUCUUUGACAACGUGACGUCAAACCCACUUGCCUCAGCAGGUAUUUCCGUCGCCAACACAUACUUAAAUCAAGGCGAUGAGUUGUUAAAAUCUCAAUUAGGAGGAAUCUUCUCAUUUGACUCGUGGCGAUAUUAUUUCAACGUGUCAACCACGUCUGUCUUCAAACGACUGUUAAUGACAGUUGUCCCUUACGCUUUCCGCGGAGAUUGGACACGAACAGCGACCACGGCAGAGGACCAAUCAAAGUUGUACAGUCCACCAAAAGAAGACAAGUACGCGCCUGACCUUUACGUCCCACUCAUGUCGUUUAUCACAUAUGUCUUGUUUGUCGGGUUUUAUUACGGGUCGAAGGGAACUUUCACACCGGAAACACUUUCCGUCGCUACGACUUUGUGUUUGAUGGUCGUCACUUUAGAGGUGAUGAUUGUGAAGUUUUUGGAGUACAUGCUUUUCGACGUUGGGGCUGACUUCAGAGUGUAUUUGUCAUACCUUUCAUACGUUUUUGUGCCAGUGAUCAUAUGCUCUCUCGUUGGCACUGCACCAGUGCCGUACAUUCAAUACGUUGCUCUCGUCGUCUUCGGGUCGUCAUUUGCGUUCUUUAUAUACAAAACACUCAUGGGCGGACUCACAGCAAUUGAAGGUGAAAUGAGCAAGAAGCGGAUGUACGCAAUCCUCAUUGGUUUACUUCAGAUCGCCUUAAUCUUCUUCAUGAUGAAAUGA